Molecule: messenger RNA, 3375 nt
Organism: Aspergillus affinis
Lineage: Eukaryota; Fungi; Ascomycota; Eurotiomycetes; Eurotiales; Aspergillaceae
Product: putative serine/threonine protein kinase
Exons: 5
Coding region: 1-3375 (1124 amino acids)
Biological process (GO): protein phosphorylation
Molecular function (GO): protein kinase activity; ATP binding
Source: RefSeq, a predicted model, not a curated record
AUGGAUAAGCUCACUUCUCCCGGGCAUCGUGGACCUGUCUACGGGUCCCACGUCAACCGAGUUGUCCAGCAAGAAACCUCUUCACCGAGCUCUGAAGACGGAUGCCAACCCAGAAAGCCUCACGGUGCAUUCAGAUCUUUCCGGCUCCGUUCCAAGUCAGCAGAAAUCAGGCCUAAGCUAAACAUCAGUUGGCCAACUACGCCCACAUCAACCUCUUCCAUUUCCGGAGUAUCCGAUUGCAGAGCUGAUAAUAAUUCUGCUACCUGGUCUACACCAAGCCUCCGGGACAUCGCACACUCACGUGCCCGCUCUUAUCCAUCCGGUGCUGGUUCACAUAAAAAACCCACAAAAGGCUCAAAGAAUUCGGCCGGUUCCACUGCUGGUUUCAAUUCUACGAUCAAAAACUUCUUGCACGGACACAGAAAGUCCAAAGAAAAGGAGCCAGAGACCACCCGUGCCCAACCACUAGUCUCACCGCGGAGUGCAACGUUUCUGCCUCAUUUUUCACAUUUGUCCAAACCAUCUACCCAGAAUCGUUUGAGAAAACAGAAACUACGCUCAGCAAGCGAUCCUAUUUCUGCUACCAGAACUGUUGGUUGCGACCAACGACGGUUGACCCCCCGACGUGGCGCAAGUGAAUGGAGAUACUCCCAACUCCCGUCUAUUCCUCAGGCUCCCACCCCCGCCAAUUCCUCCAUUGCCAAUUCUUGUCCGCCCACCUCAACCCCCAACUACCAUCGCUACCAUCAAUUCUCUCCCGAUUCAUCUGACGAUCUUACCGAGGAAGCACUACUACCACCACUCAACCUAAUCAGACCUUUUCGCGCCCUCCGCAUCCCAGCGGCUCGUUUCAGAAACCAAAACCUCACAAUGGAGCCUCCACGCACCUCCCGGCUCCUGGACCCCACGUCCGCCAUCAGCGCCAUCACGAAACACAAAGCAGAGGCCAUCAAGCUCGCCAGAGAGCAGGCUACGGCGGUCCAGGAAAUGUGCCGGCGAGCCAAAACUGAUACUCCACCUUACGAAUUCGAAGAGUUGAUUGGCAAAGGCACUUACGGUCGCGUGUACAAGGGCCACUCGCCUUCAUCAGACAAAAUUGUUGCCAUCAAAGUCAUGGACAUUGAUUCUCUAGACUACAAGUCUGUCCGCGAUAUGAAGGAUGAAUCAAUCAAGGAUUUCAUUCAUGAGACCAAAGUUAUGAAGCAGGUCAAAGAUGCGGGCGCAAAGAACAUCAACGAACUGAUCGAAGCAAUUUCAAUUCACUCCCAACUGUGGUUGGUCUGCGAGUACUGUCCUGGUGGCAGUGUUCGAACUUUGAUGCGAGCUACCAAUGAUCGACUUGACGAAAAAUUCGCAAUUCCAGUGGCACGCGAGCUUGCUGCUGGCUUACGCGCCAUCCACGAUGCAGGUAUCAUUCAUCGGGAUAUUAAAGCUGCCAACGUCUUGAUCCACGAAGAAGGUCGUCUACAAAUCUGCGAUUUUGGAGUCGCUGGUGUUCUACAAUCCCAGUUGGACAAGCGAUCAACCUGGAUAGGAACACCCCACUGGAUGCCACCAGAGAUGUUCUCUACUCGUGGCCAGGCUCACCAAUACGGUAGCGAGAUCGAUGUUUGGGCUUACGGAUGUACCUUGUUUGAACUGGCGACCGGAAACCCACCAAAUGCCAACCUGCGCGAAAGAAUGCAGAUCGGCAGACAGUUAAACCGAAAGACACCAAAGCUUGAUAAUGAGAAGUACAGCGAUGGUCUCAGAAGCCUUGUCGCAUUCUCCCUCGAAUCCGAUCCUUUCCGUCGACCUACAAUGGCAGAUGUGCAACAGCAUUCCUAUAUUGCCGACUCGGAAGAAGAAUAUCCUACAUCCUCUCUUAGUGAACUGGUACGAAUCUAUUACCAAUGGUCGCAGCGAGGCGGCCAGAGAAUAUCUCUGUUCCAUCCAGGCGGUGCCGCAGCUGCAGAGAUGCCCGAUGCACCUUCGGAUGCAGAGGAAGACUGGAAUUUCAGCACCACGGAUGGUUUCGAAAAGAGAUUCUCUAUCAUUGAUCUGGACCAGAUCGCUGCCUCUCUGGCUGAAAUGGAAGAAGAGAUCAGUCCUACCAAGAACCAGCCCAACCAGGACUCCUUUGAUGAGCUUACCGUCACUGCAAUGACUAAAGAAGAUCAAGUCAAUUUUGAUGAGCGCGUCCGUCGUGGUGCUGAGGCUAUGGAAGGGCUUUUCAACGAAGAGAUGCCCAGCUACACAUACGAAACUAAGAAUGACUUUGUGCCCUUUGAGGACAAACCGGUGUCUGAUUUGCCGCUUCGCACCGAAACCGAUCGGUCUUCUGUUACUUCGACUUUUAUCGAUAUUGAUAUUGGCGCAUUCGACUCUUCACAUUAUGCUGCCGGGGCCUCUUCUGCCCAGCCGUUCCAGCUCGCUGACGCUGAUACCAUUCGAGCCAACAGGUCCAGUGGCCGUGCGCACCGCAAUUCCAACGAGAGUCGCUCUCGCUCUUCAAGUAGUGGGUUCAGCAGUGACCGUGACCCCGAAGAUGUUCCCUUCAAGCCCCAGACUGGACCACGCCCUCCUACUAUGGACUGGAAGUUCCCUGUCUUCAUGCAAGCACCUCAGGAAGAGGAUAACGAAGUCGAGGCAGAAGCAGAGACAGAGACAGAGGCGCCACCCCCUCCUGAGCCUGAGCCGGCUCCUACUGAAUCCGACCUAGCGGCAAGGCGGGCAACUAUGGAAUGGACGUUCCCCGUCAUGACGGCGGCCGCGGAUGGCCAGGAGAACAGCGACAGCGCGGUGGCUCCAGCUCGCUACGAUACCCUCCGAGCCCCUGUGCUCGAACUUGAGCCGUCAGCCACCAUCCGUCCUUCUAGCAUCGGCGAGCCAGGCGACUCUCGGCCGUCCACAUCGGCGUCUGCCAAGUCGAGCAUAUCCAUAAGUUCGGACACAGACUACGAUCCGUUCCGCUUCGAUCGUCCCGCGGGAUCUCCAGAGACCAGCUUCGACAACGAGUUCCCGGAGAUAAUCGAGUCAAGCGAUUAUGCGGAAGACGACCGUUCGUCGGUCCUUGAUGGACCUGGGCCAGACGAAGAGGAGAGCCCCCAGGAGCCGUUCCCAGCGGCUCACGCCGAGCCUUUGCCCACGGCUCGGCGUGAGCCUCCGCUGACAGCAAGGCCGGGAAUUGAAUCGAUUCAGUUCCCGACCUUGCUGCCCCCUCGCCCCGAGGUCCUCAUUGAAGGGGCCGGUGAGGGGGAGGUGACAGCGGAGCUGGAUCGGCUCCUGGGGGACUUUCUACAGGCCCUCUCAGCGACUGGGGAGGCGCUUGCGAAGACAACCAUCGAGGCCGAGUCCACCCAUGACAUGGACUCGGCCUCGAAGGGACAAGAGUGA